AUGACCCGAACGGUGCUCGCCCUUCUGGCCCUGACUUCCUUCGUGACGGCCGGGUUUGCACCAGGCAACAGAAAUAGUACCUGUGCACAAUGGUGUCAACAGCUUAACCUCGACAAGACGUGCAAGCCAUUGGCAGCCAAGGGGCAAGGUCCCUGUUAUACCUGCGGACCUGCCCGAACGGCGGCGAGUCAAGAACUCUGCUCUGACAUCUGCACGGACACCAGUACGGAUAGCAAGAACUGUGGAUCAUGUGGAGUAGUGUGCCCGACCGGAUCAACCUGCUCCCAAGGCGUGUGCAUCUGCACGAACUCAGGCUUGGGUCUCUGCAACGAAACAUGCCCUUCCUUCGAUUCCGAUAACAAUCACUGUGGGGAAUGUGGCAACGUGUGCCCUGCACCGUCGACCUGUCAAUCCGGAGCUUGUGCGCCAUGCGCAAGUUUCCAGCCGCAAACCACAUAUGCGGUCAGGGACCUCCCGUGGGGUGUAGCAUUGGGCGAUUUCAACCAGGAUGGCCAUCUCGAUCUUGCCGUGUCGAAUGCUGGAAACGAGACCGUAAGCAUCUUGCUCGGGACUGGCUUGGGGACCUUCCAGACUCAGGUCGCCUAUGCUGCUGGCAGCGCGUCUUUUCAGGUCGCCGUUGGGGACAUCAACGGUGACGGUAUUCUGGAUCUGGUUUUGGGCACGGGAGCCAAUACUGCCAGUCUCUUGUUGGGAACCGGACCCGGCAGAUUCCAGCCACCGCUACAAUUCCCCGUUGGGGAUGGCCCCGUGGCCAUCGCGAUCGGGGACUUCAACCAAGACGACCAUCUGGAUGUGGUGACGGGGAAUCACGAUGGAGAUAGUGUAAGUGUUUUGCUAGGGACAGGCGCAGGGGGCUUCCAGCCCCAGACUCAAUAUGCCGUGGUGAGCACGCCAGACGGUGUGACUGUCGGUGACUUCAAUCAAGACGGCCAUCUCGAUAUUGUGGCCAGUAACGAGGGCAGUAACGUGGUCAGUAUCUUGCUGGGUAAUGGCGACGGAAGCUUCCAGCCGCAAACUGCAGUCCCGGUCGGAUCUGGCCCAUAUGGUGUGACGGUUGCCGAUUUCGACAAGGACGGCCGACCAGACUUUGCAGUUACAAACUCCCUGGAUGCCUCAGCGAGCGUCUUGCUUGGGGUGGGAAACGGGACCUUCCAGCCACAGGCUGUGUUCUCCGUGGGAUCCAACCCGAGGGCUAUUACGACGGGUGAUUUCAACCAGGAUGGUGAUCUUGACAUCGCGGUGACGAACAUUGGGGGCGCCUCUGUCAGUAUCUUGCUUGGGACGGGGUCAGGGGACUUCCAUACACUUGCGACCACAUUUGCAGUGGGCAACAACCCGACUGGAAUAGCGGCGGGCGAUUUCAACGGAGACGGCUACCUCGAUCUCGUUACCACGAACAUACUGGAUGCCACUGUUAGUGUUCUACUCGGGAAGCCCUGUAACACUUGA
Messenger RNA from Aspergillus aculeatinus CBS 121060, 1470 nucleotides. RefSeq names its product integrin alpha N-terminal domain-containing protein. Lineage: Eukaryota; Fungi; Ascomycota; Eurotiomycetes; Eurotiales; Aspergillaceae. The coding region runs from base 1 to 1470 and encodes 489 amino acids. The record is from RefSeq and is a predicted model, not a curated record. The transcript has 4 exons.